CCAGAGAAGCCAGGAGCACCCGGCGUCCCAGACAAAUAAGCCACGUAGCAGAUAUGCUGUUAACAACAUGGGCGACCACACUGACGACCAGGAUGGCGACUCCAGCGAGCCAUGUCCUCCAACCGAUGAGCAAUUGGUUGCAGGGUUUUCAGAUGUUAUUCUGGCAACAAUUUUGGCAACCAAGUCUGAAAUGUGUGGCCAAAAAUUUGAACUGAAGAUUGAUAACGUACGGUUUGUUGGGCACCCAACACUACUGCAGCAUGCUCUGGGGCAGGUCUCCAAAACAGAUCCAUCCCCGAAAAGGGAAGCACCUACCAUGAUUCUUUUCAAUGUGGUAUUUGCACUGAGGGCAAACGCUGACCCGUCAGUGAUAAACUGUCUGCAUAGCCUGUCCCGGCGCAUCGCCACCGUACUACAGCACGAGGAGCGCCGCUGCCAGUACCUCACUCGGGAGGCCAAGCUGAUACUGGCACUGCAGGACGAGGUGUCCGCCAUGGCUGAUGGAAAUGAAGGUCCCCAGUCCCCAUUCCAUCACAUCUUGCCCAAGUGCAAGCUGGCCAGGGACCUCAAGGAAGCUUAUGACAGCCUGUGCACAUCUGGCGUGGUGCGGCUCCACAUCAACAGCUGGCUGGAAGUGAGCUUCUGCCUGCCCCACAAGAUCCAUUAUGCGGCUUCUAGCCUGAUUCCUCCCGAGGCCAUCGAGCGGAGCCUGAAGGCCAUCCGCCCUUACCACGCCUUGCUGCUGCUCAGUGAUGAGAAGACCUUGCUGGGCGAGCUCCCCAUUGACUGCUCCCCUGCCCUGGUGCGGGUGAUCAAGACCACGUCCGCUGUGAAGAACCUACAGCAGCUAGCCCAGGAUGCGGACCUGGCCUUGCUGCAGGUUUUCCAGCUUGCGGCUCACCUGGUGUACUGGGGCAAGGCCAUCAUUGUCUACCCACUGUGUGAGAACAAUGUCUACAUGCUGUCUCCUAAUGCCGGUGUGUGUCUGUACUCCCCGCUGGCCGAGCAGUUCUCCCGCCAGUUCCCAUCUCACGACCUGCCGUCCGUCCUCGCCAAGUUCUCCUUGCCUGUCUCCUUAUCAGAAUUCAGGAACCCCCUGGCACCCCCUGUGCAGGAGACCCAGCUCAUCCAGAUGGUGGUGUGGAUGCUGCAGCACCGGCUCCUCAUCCAGCUGCACACCUACGUCUGCCUGAUGGCCUCACCCAGCGAGGAGGAGCCCCGCCUGCGAGAGGAUGACGUCCCCUUCACUGCCCGGGUCGGUGGCCGCAGCCUCAGCACGCCCAACGCCCUCAGCUUUGGCUCCCCAACCAGCAGUGACGACAUGACCCUCACUAGCCCCAGCAUGGACAACUCCAGUGCGGAGCUGCUCCCCAGCGGGGACUCACCGCUGAACAAGAGGAUGACAGAGAACUUGCUGGCCAGCCUGUCGGAGAAUGAGCGGGCGGCCAUCCUCAGCGUGCCUGCGGCCCAGAACCCGGAGGACCUCCGAAUGUUUGCAAGGCUCCUUCACUACUUCCGCGGCCGCCACCACCUGGAGGAGAUCAUGUACAACGAGAACACGCGGCGCUCCCAGCUGCUCAUGCUCUUUGACAAGUUCCGCAGUGUGCUGGUGGUGACCACCCACGAGGACCCCGUCAUCGCUGUCUUCCAGGCACUACUCACGUGAGCCCAGGCAGAGGACAGAGAGGCUGCUGGGGUGUGAGGGUGGGCACCAGCCUCUCCUUACCCUAGGGCCCCCUCCCUGCCAUGUAGGAGCCCUCUAGCCGCGGCGUUGGCUAGGUGGCCAGCCCAGGUCUGACUGAAGGCCUCAGAACCCUGCUGUCCUUGCUGCAGGCAUUUGGGUCUGGUUCCGCAGCAGCCGCACUCUCUUCACCUAGUCCUAGCAGCAGCCCUUAGUGGCACCGAGCUGUAGGGAGCCUUCCAGGACUCCAGUCUGGGUGGGGCCUGCGUCCCAGACAAGUGUGGGCUGCGCCUUUCUGAGACCCCUCUCCCAACCCUGGCCCCACAGGGAAUGUGCAGAAACGCUGGCUUGGCCCAUCCCUGCCCCUCUGAGGGCUGUUCACGUGUGAGCUCUUGGGUGGCACCCCCUUGCCCAUCACCAACUCUGUCCACCACACGCUUCCAGGCUUGCCAUGAGCCUUUCUUGGCCCAGCCCUCACUGUGGUCCCACGUAAGCCACCAGCAGGCUCACAGCCACGCUGUCACCCGUCCUGACCAUCCAGCACACAAGGGCCUGGGCUGGAGCAGCCCUGUCACCCAUGCACACCUGUGGCUGGUAGAAGUGUGAUCCACUGUGCAGGAGGCCACCCUUGGGAGUGUCUGCUCGCUUGCUGAUGGCUCUUCCCUGGUACCCACCUGGGCCUUGCACCGCACAUGCACACAUACACGCACACUACUCUCUCUACCUCCCACCCCCUGCUGCCACCCCUGGAGGAAGAGUGGGCCCCAGAU
This is a messenger RNA of Propithecus coquereli (Coquerel's sifaka), 2451 nucleotides long. RefSeq names its product nitrogen permease regulator-like 3 (S. cerevisiae) (gene NPRL3). Bases 68 to 1666 code for a protein of 532 amino acids. Gene Ontology annotation, cellular component: GATOR1 complex. NCBI's taxonomy places the organism in Eukaryota, Metazoa, Chordata, Mammalia, Primates, Indriidae. The transcript is spliced from 14 exons. Gene Ontology annotation, biological process: positive regulation of autophagy; negative regulation of TORC1 signaling; cellular response to amino acid starvation. The record is from RefSeq and is a predicted model, not a curated record.